GAAUUGUCGUUGGAUCCCUGGAAAUACUUGGCAAUCCUACUGGACUUGUUAGAAGCAUUGGAACCGGUGUUUCUGACUUUAUCAGUCUUCCAUACUCUGGGCUAACUCGUGGGCCAGGGGCCUUUGUUUCUGGAUUAACCAUGGGCUUUGGCAGUUUGGUGAAAAAUGUGUCUGCUGGUAUGAUCACCUCAGUGACAAACUUUGCCUCCAGUGUGUCUCGCAACAUGGACCGCCUGUCCUUUGACUCCACACACCUGGAGAGACAAGAAGAGAACAGGCGCAACCGACCAGUGGGAGUCUCGGACGGGCUGAAGCAAGGCCUCACUGGUUUCGGGAUUAGCUUGUUAG
Messenger RNA from Candidula unifasciata, 348 nucleotides. NCBI's taxonomy places the organism in Eukaryota, Metazoa, Mollusca, Gastropoda, Stylommatophora, Geomitridae. The record is from the annotation of a GenBank genome assembly.